AUGAAUGUGUGGUCAUGUAAUUAUGUAUGCAGCCAGAUAAUAUCGAAAUACUGCAAAGCUGAAGAGAAACUACUGAAUGUUGGACUUUUAGAUUUACUUAAAACAAGUCAUUGUGAACCUGAACCGUACGAUAUGGAUCUGGGAUCUAGAUUAACGAAGAUAAUCAUAGCAGUAUCUGAUAACUUGGUGAUGUCGAAAACACUAAAUACUGUUCAAAAUCUGCUAGUCGUUGAUGGUAAAUUCAGUGGACAGUAUAAUUGCUCAAGACUAAUUAUUUCUGCACAAUCGUAUAUGGCUGAAAGAUUCCUUGUAAAAUGCAAAUUGAUGCUAAUCAAGAAAGAGGAUAUAGAUGUGGAAAGUCAGUGUUUUGCUGCUGAAGAAUUUAAAAAUGGCAGUAAGCUUAGUAGGCCGUCGAUGCAUUCCAUCAACAGAAGAGCCCAAAACAAUAACUACGACGGCAUUACUGCAUCUGGUUUGUCUUUCUUCCCUACAAAUGUUUUACACGAUGAUUGGUUUCUAUAUAUUGCAGUGGAUCAAGUAUGA
Molecule: messenger RNA, 543 nt
Organism: Loa loa (African eye worm)
Lineage: Eukaryota; Metazoa; Nematoda; Chromadorea; Rhabditida; Onchocercidae
Exons: 5
Coding region: 1-543 (180 amino acids)
Source: RefSeq, a predicted model, not a curated record